This is a messenger RNA of Symbiodinium sp. CCMP2456, 1077 nucleotides long. The record is from the annotation of a GenBank genome assembly. NCBI's taxonomy places the organism in Eukaryota, Dinophyceae, Suessiales, Symbiodiniaceae.
AUGGCUCCGAAACAGCCGCCGAGACCUCCGGACCAGGAAGAGGUGUCUUGGAAAGUGGUCAUCCUGGUGUACGCGAUCGUCUCCAUCUGCUGUCUCUAUGUCGGUGGCCUUUACUAUGGCACCAAGGCCUUGGCCGUCCGGUCUGAAGAGGAGCUUCUGCAGGCCAGCGUCCUGCAUCCCCUCUUCAACACUGAGGAGAGGCAGAAGGAUCGCCUGGAGGCACUGACAACUGCAACACACGCGACCGCCCAAGCUCUGCAGAGUGUCGGCAUGCCCGCCUUCCUGGAGUCUGCUGGACUGAUCGGCUGGCUGCGACACAAUCGGUCACAGCUGCCUUGGGACUCCGAUGGUGACCUUGGAAUCCUCGAAGCCGACUGCAUCCAAGCUGGUGCCAGCAAGGAGUCGCUGCGCAAAGCAGUGGGAGAAGACUUCGCGGUGCUCAAGUUUGCGUGCACGUGCGAAGAGGACUGCGCGGGUGACAACAAGCGUAUGGUCGGCCGUGUGGCUCACCGGAAAACUGGUGUUUGCAUCGACAUUUUCGCAUAUGCCCCGGUCAAAAAGAGCCGAGCAUGGCAGAAGGAGCAAAGGUACUCAGACAUUGAGUGGUGGGAGCGGGUCAACGACCAUGCUGACUUCACGUUUCCCAAAGACUCCUUGCUCCCCCUGCAGCAAGACACCUUCGCGGGCGCACCGAUGACGAUCCCUGCAAAGCCACGGGAGUUUCUCAGCUGGGAGUACGGACAAUGCCUGGGCGCGCACGUGUGGCCCUGGAGGAUUCUUCUGUACUCGCCUUCCAGCGACACGCUGGCAUUCAUCCUAGCCGCGAAGGGGGCAGUCUUCAUGCUCGGAGGUGCAGGAAUGGAUGCUUUGCCGGCAACGAUGGUGAUCUUUUGCUCUGCUGCAGCGGUGACUUUCCUGAGGGGCGGCCUCACGUUGCUGGCAGUGCUUGGGAUCUGCGCUUGCGAGUUUCUUGUGGUGAGCAUAAGGCCUGCGCUCUGCAGCUUUCGCAAGCUCCACUCUGCCUUGAUCGUUCUUGCAGUCGCCGUGCAGACCCCAGAAACCCAGCAGAUUAAAUAG